Messenger RNA from Marchantia polymorpha subsp. ruderalis, 1451 nucleotides. The record is from the annotation of a GenBank genome assembly. NCBI's taxonomy places the organism in Eukaryota, Viridiplantae, Streptophyta, Marchantiopsida, Marchantiales, Marchantiaceae.
GACACAACAGCCAUCUCAUUUUACCUCAUCUCAUCUCAUACAUCUCCCUCGAGCCUCGAAGAUUGCUCUCUCAGACUGACUGUCACUCACUUCUGGAACAGAGAUGAAGAAUCCCGGAGCUGCAGCCGUUCUCUUGGUCUGCUUGGCGGUGUUCUCAUCGACACUCUCGCUCGCAGCUGCUGCCAAUGACUUCAAUCUGUCUCUGAAGGACAUCGGGCUGCUGGUGAACUUCUCGGUGCCCUGUGAUCUGGACUCGCGCAUCGCCGUGCCCGAUCGGGGCGGCCUGCUGACGCCCAACCUGCUGGCCAUCGGCCACCAGGAGUACAAGUAUGACGGCUCCAAGUGGGUGUUCAACGCGCAGUCAGCCAACCUGUUCAACAAGACUCUCGCCAAAGUCGGAACUCUGGCCGGUGCCAAGGACGGCUCCGUCACCUUCAGCCUCUUCGCCAACCAGAAAGGAGUCGGAACCACCGAUGCCGCCUCCGUCACCGCCAAGCCCAUCCAGUCCGUGCUCCAGCGCUUCGCCAUUCCUCUCCAGCUUCUCAACGUCACCAGCACCAUGAAGGGCUCGAACUACGCCUCGUCGGACUACAUUCAGAGGUUCGGAACACAGACGGGCUUGGCUCCAGGAUCGACCUACCCCGCCAAGUUGAACGACAUUUUCCGCUCCAGAUUCACAGCGUUCUACGCCUUCUACCUGCCCAUUGAUCUGUCGCCUCAGCUCGCCACUCGAGUGCCCAGAUGCGGUGACGAGCGCUUCUACGGCCUUCAAUACGGCAGGGACUUCUAGAUCAGAGCAGAUCAGAUGCUACAGCGUGCCCGAGCUCUGAUUUCCUCCACCGGCCGCACCUUUGGAUAAGACCUGGGUCGGCGAAGGGAAUCAAUCAGCCAGCCCUCGACAUUUCUCCUCCCAUUUUGCUAAAUUCGGCCGACGCUCGGGGCGAUUCCAUCGUUCAGGUCUGGCGAUGCACUGCACUUCUACUACAACUUCAGCUCCUUCUUCUUCUUCUUCGUGGGAGCUGACAAUCGCACGAGUGGAAUGCAUCCCUAAGCAGCGACAUCGCUCGAGCGAAUUUACUACUAUCCAUUAUUUUUAAUACUGAAUCUAAACAUUAAAAUCUCGUGUGAAUUUGGCGGCAAGUUUGCUCUUCGAGAGUGACAGGACGACACAGCGUCCGACUACGUCGACUGAAAGCGAGGUUGCGCUUAUGGUCUACGUAGUUUGUGGAUGCGGUUAGAUGACAUAGUUAGCACUGAAGCGUAGCCCAAGUUACUCGCUUGGUUUGGUUUCAUCCAUGUACGGCUUGGUGCCCACUUUUAAUCUUUUUGUUUUCACUUAUCCAGCGUCCAGACGCCACGUCCCUGCUUUGCGCAUAUGGAUAUGGAUGCUGUGCCGGAGACUGUGAAAUCCAUUGACAUUGAUAUAAAAUAUAUGGUUUGAAGUUCGUGUU